UCAAACCACACUUCUCUUCAUUAUCAGCAGUACAGAAGCCAAAAAGAGACGAGAAGUCUUAAAAGAAAUGGCAGGGCAAGAGGAAGUGAAGGUGUUGGGAGGUUGGUCCAGUCCAUUUGUUUUCAGGGUAGAAGUAGCAUUGAAGCUAAAGGGAAUUCAAUAUGAAGCUGUAGUGGAGAAUUUGGCCAACAAGAGCCCUGAGCUUCUCAAGUAUAAUCCUAUCUACAGGAAAAUCCCUGUUCUUGUUCAUAAUGGAAAACCCAUUUCUGAAUCUCUUAUCAUCGUUGAAUACAUUGAUGAAACUUGGAAAGACAACCCGAUUUUACCUCAGGAUCCUUAUGAGAGGGCCAUGGCACGCUUCUGGGGUUACUUUGUAGACAACAAGCUUAUGGAAGCAUUAAAGGGAAUUAUCGGUAGUACUGAAGAAGAGCAAAAGCAGAAGGAAGUGGAGAAGGCAAAAGAAGCUUUGCAGGUGAUUGAAGGAGAGCUCAAGGCAAGAGGCAAGAAAUUCUUUGGGGGUGACACAAUUGGAUUUAUUGAUGUAGCCUUGGGUUGGAUCCCUAACUGGGUAGGAGCUGUCGAGGGAACUGUUGAUGUCAAAAUCCAUGAUCCUGAGAAAUUUCCUAUACUUGACGAAUGGAUGCACAAUUUUACACAGGUGCCUGUUAUCAAAGAAACUUUGCCUCAACAAGACGACUUGAUUGCACACUUUAAGCAACUUCUCAGCUAUAAAUUAGCUUCAGCAGCUGGAAAAUAAACAUUUCUGUUCUUCUUUUUCUUUUUUUUUUCUGAGAAAAUAUUGGGAGCUCAUUAAUAACUGUUAAAUUUGUCUAUUUUUCUAGUCGAAUAAUUAUGUAAUUUUUUUAAAAGAAAUUUUGUGUUGUACUUGGAUACAUGGGCUAUUUCCAUCAUAAAUUGACAAUAAUUCUCGAGUUUCGUUA
Messenger RNA from Ricinus communis (castor bean), 941 nucleotides. Its product is annotated as probable glutathione S-transferase. The transcript has 2 exons. Gene Ontology annotation, cellular component: cytoplasm. Gene Ontology annotation, molecular function: glutathione transferase activity. NCBI's taxonomy places the organism in Eukaryota, Viridiplantae, Streptophyta, Magnoliopsida, Malpighiales, Euphorbiaceae. The record is from RefSeq and is a predicted model, not a curated record. Bases 68 to 757 code for a protein of 229 amino acids. Gene Ontology annotation, biological process: glutathione metabolic process.